AUGGCAUCUUCAACAGCCACCUCUGAAUUGAUAGAGCACUCCACAAUUGAUAAUUUGGCAAAAACCCAAGAGUAUGUGCCUACCCCUUUUGCAAUUCAAUCUAUCAAUGCUGGGGAUGACCUUCCUUUAGCAUUGCUUCAAGGUUGUGAAAUUAGAAUUACAUGUUUUGAUCAUAUAGCUCAAUUACACUCUAACCGUGUGGACAUAGGUUCACAUUAUCUUAUUUCAAAGGGAUCCAUUAAGGAGGCAAAUGCAAGGUACAAAAAACUAAAUAGUCAUUUAGAAAUCACCUUGUCUAAUGCAUCUAUACUGACACUCUGCACCAACGAAGAACAAGAAGAUCAACAAUGUCCUCUUUUCACACCCAUUAAUGAAUUGUUUCAUCUAUCAAAUAACACGUUGGUUGACAUAAUUGGCCUUGUUCUAUAUGUUGGAGAUAUCAUUCCAAUACACAGGAAAGAUGGCAAUGAAACACACAAACGUGUUGUGAAAAUUAAUGAUCUAUCUGAUUCAACAAUUGACAUCAACCUAUGGGGUCCAAUGGUAGAACAAAAAGGCCUACAAUUGAAAGAUAUGUUGAGUAAUGAUAGUGUCGUUAUCCUUGCUUUGCGUAAUGCUCAUGUUGGCUAUUUCAAUGGCAAGCUUAUAAACAUUAUAGCUGCAACCACAUUACAUAUCAACCCAACUUUUCCAGAAGCAGAGCCUCUAACAUUAAGAGGAAAGGACCCUUUACUUGUUGUACCCUUUGUUAAAGAAACUAUCCACAUAGAUGGCAGAUAUACUAGAAUGACUAUUUCUUCAAUUCGUGAGCAAAUGAGUGUCAAGCCAGAAACAAUUCAGACGACUUUGCUAGCUGUUCUGCACUUUGUAAACUUACAAGAUGCCACAGGUACUCUAUGGGCCACUACAUUUGAUGAGGGUAGCAUUCAUUUGCUACACAAAAAUGCAAAACAACUUUGUGCACUACAAAAUGAUGCAACAACAACAGAGACACCUUGCUCAAUGAUUAAGAGACUACUGUCACGUCACUAUUCCUUCACACUGCUAGUUUCCACUGAGACAUAUAAUUCAGAAUCAAAGAUGAAAGUCACAGUCAAUAAAGUCUCUCCUGUUGAUUUCAAAGCUGAGUCUCAUGCACUACUUGUAGAAAUUGACCGCCUAAGUACACAGCCUUAG
This is a messenger RNA of Cryptomeria japonica (Japanese cedar), 1176 nucleotides long. RefSeq names its product replication protein A 70 kDa DNA-binding subunit A-like. Bases 1 to 1176 code for a protein of 391 amino acids. The record is from RefSeq and is a predicted model, not a curated record. The transcript is spliced from 4 exons. Lineage: Eukaryota; Viridiplantae; Streptophyta; Pinopsida; Cupressales; Cupressaceae.